This is a messenger RNA of Rubroshorea leprosula, 2039 nucleotides long. The record is from the annotation of a GenBank genome assembly. Lineage: Eukaryota; Viridiplantae; Streptophyta; Magnoliopsida; Malvales; Dipterocarpaceae.
UUGCUUUGCUUCCUUUCUCCCUUGUCGAAGGAGGCUUUAGGGAUGGCUAAUCUUUAUUUGACCGAUGGAGUACAACCGUACCACGAUCCAUGUGCAACAUGGUUUCCCUUGCCAAGUGACGUAAUGCAGGCAAGGCUUGAAAGACAAGAUUUGCUGCCAAUGCCAAUCCAUUUUGCAUUCCUGUCUAGUAAAAUGGAGGAUUGGAUAGGUUGGGCAAAGGAGAUGCUUGCCGAGAACGGCUUUGUGGAAAUAUUGCGUGCUGUUGGGGUCCUUAAAGCGCGUGGCAAACCUGAUGUUGUUGCCUAUUGUUGGGGAAGAGGAUCCAUGACACAUAGCAUUGACACCGAAGAAGUGUGUCACACAGGUGGCUUUGAAAAAGGCAAAAAUGCUCCAUAUGUGCGUGCAGCCUUCCUUAUAACUUCGUUGAGUAAAUUUGUCUUUGGGGGUUUCCUAAACCACGAACUUAUGGUUGAGUGCAUUCCUCUGGCAAUCCGCUUGGUUGAAAGCAUGAGGCUUCCUUUGGCUCCUUUUAGCUCCGUUGAUGUUGGCGAGAAAACAUUGAAGGAAUACCCCAUGGUGAAAUGUGGUUACACCAGUGGAACGACUCCGCUAGCUUGCUCUUGGAUAAGAAAAAGGAAAGUAAAGAGGAAGAUAACCCUGGAGGUCAAUGGUUUUCUAGAUGACUAUGGCAGCUUUAAUUUUCAUGCAUACAAGAUAAUGGUAGGGAUGUUUGCUGCACUUGAGGUGAGCCUUCUUGACAAGACACUCCCAAUGGUGCUUGGGAACCAGAUUGUGGAAUUUACUGCGAGAAACUCAAGUCAUUUGGAAAUGUUGGCAGAUAUUCCUCCUGUUCCUUCCUCGAACAAGACAAAUUGGAACAAGGCCAUGCGGCCUUACAUUGAUGAGGUUGCCACAACCAUGUGGAAUGAGGAUGCUGCCACACUUAGGAAGGAAGAAUAUGGCCAAGUUGGUGUUGUUGCUGAGGAACUCGGCCAGGAAGUAGCUGGCAAUGCUAGAGCUAGAGCCUCAUCCUCGGCAUCAUCAUUUCACCGUUUAUCUUUUUCACCAUUCUCUUCGCCAUCCUUCUCAUCAUCUUCACCAUCCUCUUCCUCUUCAUCAUCUUGGUUUGUCAUGGAACCUGAUGCUGGGUUUUCCUCUUGUUCAUCCUGGUUCUUCGUGGAACCCAGAUUUGGGUUCCGCAAGGAACCCAACUCAAUGUUGGAUGGUGGAACCCAACCCGGUGCUAAGUUUAUUGAGGAAACCAUUUCCUUGAGGAACUCAGUUCUGGGUUCCUCGACGAAUCCAGAACCUAGAUCUGGGUUUCGUGAGGAACCUAGUUCUGGGUUCCUGGGUUCCUCGAAGAACCUAGAUUCUGGGUUUUGCGAGGAACCCUUGACAAACCUAGAACCUAGGCCCUUAUCUACUUCACGAAGUGUUGAAAAGGGCAAGGCCAAGGCUGUGGUCAGUGCCAAUAAGGAAAAUGAGAAAUUGGUCACUGAGGAAAGCAGCUCUAAUUCCAACAAUGGUAGUGAUGACAAAUUGAGCGAUGACAAAUCGAGGGAUGACGAUACCUCAUCUGAGAGUGAGAAUGGUUCCGAACAAAAAGGUAAGAACGCAGGCUUCCAAAGCAGCAUAGACAUAAACAGAGCUACCCUCGAAGAAUUUGAGUUGGGCGUAGGCGAUGCUGCGAAGAAGUCUAUUCUCGGUAAAAGCAAGGUGGAUGCUGGGAAGACAUCCAUGAGUUCAAAGAAGAAGAUUGCCAGCCCUAUUAAGGUAGAGCAUGAUGAUGAGCCAUCUUUAGCUCCAGCUAAGUCAAGUGAGGCUAAUAAUUUUGCUGUGAGGCUACUCAAGAAUCUGAAGGGAAUGAAAAAGGAUAGGGACGUCUCACUGGCUUGAUUUGGCUUAGUGCCGAUGGGCAGCUUACGAGUUGUGGGUAGGUUUGCAAUGCUCGCAAUGUUGGAAGCAUAGGUGCGCCACCUGCUAGACAUCUUUUCGAAUCUAAUGACACGCAACAAAGCCAAGAAAGUAGGGCAUUUUAC